Messenger RNA from Hylaeus volcanicus, 841 nucleotides. RefSeq lists its product as uncharacterized. The transcript has 2 exons. Bases 57 to 674 code for a protein of 205 amino acids. The record is from RefSeq and is a predicted model, not a curated record. NCBI's taxonomy places the organism in Eukaryota, Metazoa, Arthropoda, Insecta, Hymenoptera, Colletidae.
CUGGACAUUAGAUCCGGCGUUCUUCGGAGGGAUUGUUCAGCCUACGACAAAAAGUCAUGUUCAGGCUACUGAUACCGUGCCUCAUAUGGCUCUCGAGCGUCCGCUCCGAGACUGCGAUGAGCAUGCACAUGCACAUGCCCAUGCCCAUGGCCAUGCCUACGAUGGAAGGUAUGUUGGAGGACAAAGCCAUGAACGAGGCUAUGAUGAUGAAGUUGAAGAGGGACUCGUAUCACAAUCCGUGUCCUCCGGUAUACUCUCCUCCGGUGUCAUACGCGCCACCGCCACAAAUUAUCGUGAAACCGGUGGUCCAUCCGGCACCUGCACCAGUCGUCCAUCAGCCUGUGGUUACCUACGUGAAACCUGCACCACCUCCACCUCCACCUCCAGUGGUGGUGAAGCCUGUGGUCCAACCCAAGGUGGUUUCUGUCCCCGUCUAUCAGAAACCAAUGGUCUCCUACGCGCCAGUUUACCAGAAACCCGUCUACUAUCAGCAAACUUAUCAGAAAGUGAUGUACGAGCCACCAAAGGUCUACUUUAAGAAGUACGAAGUGCCCGUGCCUCAAGUCGUACACCUCCCUCAGUACUACCCACCGAAAGUCGUGCAGGUGCCCGUGCAACCCGUCCACCCCAUGCCCGUCUAUCAACAACCUGCCGCGAAACCGUGGUGCCCUUAAAGGAUUCAAGAAUAGACUCGAUCGAUCCUCCAGCUUCGAACGUUCUGGACACGCAGAAAGCCUCGAUCUUCAACUGUGAAACCAUCUUCUCCCAACGAGACUGCCAACGACUGCCACUACUGCCUUUACCCGCCACAGCGCGUCGUAAUCAAACGCAAUUCAGCCAA